Penaeus indicus is the source of this 525-nucleotide messenger RNA. RefSeq names its product zinc finger protein 572-like. Lineage: Eukaryota; Metazoa; Arthropoda; Malacostraca; Decapoda; Penaeidae. The record is from RefSeq and is a predicted model, not a curated record. The transcript is spliced from 4 exons. The coding region runs from base 1 to 525 and encodes 174 amino acids. Gene Ontology annotation, biological process: positive regulation of transcription by RNA polymerase II. Gene Ontology annotation, cellular component: nucleus.
AUGGUCAUACAGCUUUGUAAGGUGGGAGGCGUUAGCACCACGCUGCGGUGCCCUUGCUGUGGGUACUCCACAACGUCCAGGCGACACAUGGAACUUCACGUGGCUACUCACACUGGGGAGAAGCCCUUCGCCUGUCCACACUGCCCCUUCAGAGCUGUCCAUAGCGCCAACCUCAAGACCCACAUACGGACCCACACGGGAGAAAAGCCCUUUGCCUGCCCUUACUGCCCGUACUCAGCCGCGCAGAAGGAAAAGUUGAAGGCGCACAUCCGCACUCACACCGGGGAGAAACCCUUUGCCUGUGAAUACUGUCCUUACCGUUCCACCCGGAAGGACCACCUCAAGUCCCACUUUGGAUUCUUGAACCCCAUUGAAAAUGUCCAGUUUUCAGAUGUACCUUCGACUCCAAUCAAAUACAUGGCAGUACGUCAUCGAUUAACUCAGAGGCCUCACUCCCAGGAAGAUAGUUCAGACCAUAGUUACCGCCAUUACCGCAAACCGUCCGAAUGCGAAGAUGGAGCCUAG